Musa acuminata subsp. malaccensis (wild Malaysian banana) is the source of this 1962-nucleotide messenger RNA. The record is from RefSeq and is a predicted model, not a curated record. NCBI's taxonomy places the organism in Eukaryota, Viridiplantae, Streptophyta, Magnoliopsida, Zingiberales, Musaceae.
CUCUCUCUCUCUCUCUCAGAGGCAGUCUCCGAGAGCAGGAGGAAAGAGUUCAGGACUAGAAGCAUCGGACUGCUCCGGAGAGGGCACCGAAGCAGCAUCUGAGGUCGGAGGUGGUCCGCUUUGUUCUUGGGCUGCGGGAGACAUGUGUGACUACUUCUGGCAACGGAGGGAGAAUGGCCAAGGAGAUCUCGCCGACGUCGUCCGCUCAGGAGGGUCGGGUUCAGCUUCGGGGAGUGAGUUCCCGGUGGUGAGCGACUGGCAUCCCCCUUCGGAGCCAACGGUGCCCCCCUCCUCCUCUACGGUCGAGGACAUGAACAACGACUUCGGAGACCCUUUCGCCAAUCUCUGCGACCCUCUCCUCAGUGAAUUGACCGGCAUCGAGUUCUUCCACAACAGCGGCGAAAUGAUUACAGGAGGACAGGUCAAGGCGGCGACAGAGAGCACCGGCGGCGGCGGCGGUGGUGGAAUCAUGUCCCAGCAGUUGCUCAUGAGCGAGGAGAUGAUCACGAAGCCUCGUGAUAUCAUCCCAAGGGCCUUCCAGCUCUCGUCAGGAGGAGCCAAGCCUUCCCCUCUCUCUCCGAUAGAGGCAAGCAGUGGUGCAGUAGGCUGUUCGGCAGACGAUGGUGGCGUGCAGAUCUCGUCUACAAGAUCACUUGGUGUCAAGCGGAGGAAAAACCAAGCGAAGAAGGUGGUGUGCAUUCCUGCUCCGGCGGCGGCAACCAACCGGUCUAGCGGAGAGGUCGUUCCUUCUGAUCUCUGGGCCUGGAGGAAGUAUGGCCAGAAACCCAUCAAGGGAUCUCCUUAUCCCAGGGGUUACUACAGAUGCAGCAGUUCCAAAGGAUGCUCUGCGAGGAAACAAGUAGAGCGCAGCCGAACCAACCCCAACAUGCUGGUCAUCACCUACACAUCGGAGCACAACCACCCGUGGCCGACGCAACGCAAUGCUUUAGCCGGAUCCACGAGAUCCCAAGCAUCGAAGAAUAGCUCCUCCGCGUCAAAGACCUCCUUCGGGCGCAGUCUAGUAUCCCCCACGGCUCCGAAGGCCGAUCCCAAGGUAAAGGAAGAAGAAGAAGCCGCAGAGAUAGAUAACGAGCCGAUGAUCCCUGAAUCGAACCAUCCCGAUGACUUCUUCGCGGACUUGGCCGAGCUGGAGACUGACCCGAUGAGUCCCAUCUUCUCCAAGGUUCUUAUCCACGCCAAGCAGCCGGAGGAGGAGGAGGAGGAGCCUGAGGAUAAGGGCUUGGGUCCAUUAAACAUGUGGUAGGCUCAGCAAAACGCAUGCAUUACAUGUCAAGAAGAAGAUGAGUCUUGAGGGUGUAGCUAUGUGAUGUUAUCUUAAUAGAAAAGGGUGAGGGGGGAAAGAAGAGCAGUGGAAUGAUGGAGGAUGGGACAGAAAGCUAAGGAACAUAAGCAUUCAAACAGUUGGAAUGGGUACGAUAUGUCUGAGAUGUGACCGUAAAAGCCUUCACAAUGGACUUAAGAGGCAUAGGUUGGCAUUGUUCUCCUUCCACUAUUUCUUCCUCUCCCUCUUCCUCUCAUCCAAAAGUAGGGAGAGAGUUUAGAGUUUGCUCAUAGGGUUAAGUAAUAAGGAUGUGGAGGAGGUCAAAUACUAGUAGUAGAUUGAUGAAGAUGAUGCUUUGUUAGACAACAUCAGACACUCUUCUGUUCCUCAGCUUUCUAUUCCUGUUUGUACAUAUGUGAUGAAGGCAUUACUGUCAAAGUCUUUGAGUAUUCAGAUUGAUGUUGAGAGAGAGCCUUUCAGAGCAUAAUUCAAUCCUCAUUGCUUUCCUCCUUUUUACUUUUUCCUGUUGAUGUGGAAUCCACAUUGUGUUCUACAUAUUACUUGUGUGGUAUUUGUGUGUGUGUGUAUGAGAGAGAGACAGAGAGAGGAGUUUAGAAUGUUUAAAUGAAGUUUCUGUUACUAUAGUGAUCAACUCAUUACUAAGCAUUCAGAUUGGUGUA